Molecule: messenger RNA, 2675 nt
Organism: Seminavis robusta
Lineage: Eukaryota; Bacillariophyta; Bacillariophyceae; Naviculales; Naviculaceae
Source: the annotation of a GenBank genome assembly
AGUGCUUGAUCGAAUUCCUUGAGCACCCCUGUAUCGGAUCUUUAGAAGCUCAAGCACAUCCUUCUUUGAAUAGAUAUCACUGAAAAGGCAGAACCUUCCAUUGUUUGAGAGACAUGGUGUCGUCGUCCCGCAUGCUUGGUCUAUCUUUCGGCUUGAUUGUCGCAAACGUCGCUACACUCUCGGCUUUCAUCCCUCAACAGAACCUUUUUUUGUCAAGACGAUCUGGCCAGAAGUUGGCCUAUGAGAUCAAUGCAACAGCAACUUCAGGUAGUUCAGAAGGCUUGGCCAAUGAAGCAAGGACGGUAGUGAAGGCUUUCAAUGAGCCUCCUGUCAAGAUUCAAAGUCGGCUGGAAGAAAUCCAGCAAACAAUUGAAAGGGGAGAAAAUUUGACACAGGAUUACUGUGACACAACGCUUGGGCUAUGCGUGGCAGCGGAACAAUGGGAGUGUGUGAUAGAUGUGCUAGAGCAGAUGCAAAAGCAACAGAUGACGCAGGAGCGCUCAACUUUCCGAAUGUGUUUGCAACAGUGUUUUGAGGUAGGAAAUGGAGCUUCUGCUCUCGAAAUUCUACAGGCAAUGGAACAGGCUCUCAUUGAACCACAACCUGAUGAUAUCGGCCUAGUGGCCGCCGCCAUGUGUCGGAACAAUCGCAAGGAAUCAGGUUGGUGGAAAAGAGCGUUGGAUCUCCUACUCAAAAACCCUUCCCCAGACGUUCCGAUCGAUGCAUACGAUGCAGUGCUUGCCUGCCUAGUGGAUGAAAGAAACUGGAAGGAAUCUAUAAAGUUGCUAAGGCGCUUGGAACAACCACCAAAAAACAAAAAAAGAAUGCUACCAAAGCCAACCCUUGCAACCUACAGAGAAGUGAUUGAGUGUUGCGUAGCCGGAAACCAAGUUGAACAAGGAGUGCAAAUACUCGACAAAAUGAAAAAACGUGGUAUCAAACCAACAGUCUACACAUUUGAAAUAGUCAUAUCUGGAUUGGCAAGGAAGCUACAGUGGCGACGUGCCUUGCAGUUGCUGGACACCAUGGACGAAUACGGGGUAAACAAAACGGUUCCAAUCUACAAUACCUUGAUCAGUGCAUGUGCAAGAGGCAAAGAAAUUGGAGUGGCCAAGAGCCUGCUUGCAAGGAUGAAGAAAGAAGGGAUAUGGCCCAGCAUCAUCACUUACAACUCAUUAAUAAGUUCUUGCGCAAGCGCAGGCAGAUGGAAGGACGCCAUGAACUUGUUCGACCAGUGCAAUAGAGAUCCACACGUUGAGCCUGAUAUCUAUACAUACACGAACGUUAUACGGGCUUGUUCUAAGGGCAAAAUGACAGAGCGUGCUUUCACAUUGCAUGACACAGUUCUAGAGAAAAACAUCCCAUUGGAUAGCUACUUCUACGCAGCUGUGAUUGAAGUGGCAGCAAAUGCGAGGCAGUGGAAGCGUGCGUUGGAGUUGCUAGAUGAGAUGGAAGAAAAAGGCGUCCCCCCUUCUGAUGUCGUUUACAGCCUCACAAUCAAAGCUUGCGGGAAUGGUGGAAAAUGGCAAUCGGCCCUCAAUUUGCUGGAAAAGAUGCGAAGCAAAGGAAUGCGCAUCAAUCUAAUCACCUACAACGCUGCAAUUGCGGCACUCGCAAAAGCUGCUAAGCGGUCGGCGAAAUAUCCUACAGGAAGACCAUGGCGGCCACAAGAGCCUGACAGUGGAAAAAUUUGUUUUUGGGUCCGUGCCAUAGAGUUACUGGAUCAGAUGAAAAAAGACAACAUCAAGCCCGACGGAUUCAGCUUUUCAUCUGCCAUCAGCUGUUGCGGGGCUGAGGGAAGGUGGCAAGAAGCUCUUGCGUUGAUCGAUCUGAUGAAAAAAGGAGGACCAAGAACGCAACCAAAUAGGGUGGCCUUCACAGCUGCAAUAGAUGCCUGUGGACGCUCCGGUGAACACAUGCAUGCUCUUUGGCUUUUCCGAAACAUGACAAAUAAUGGAAUAUCUGCUGAUAGGGUCGCAUGGAACACGUUAUUCCAUGGCUUUCGGGUAGCCAACAAACCGGAUCUGGCCUAUGAGCUUUGGGGAGAAAUGCGCAAAGCAGCAAACACCACCGACAGAAUCACAGCUAUGCCGGAUCACCAAAAACCAACACCUGACAUAAUCACAGUGACAGAUGUCAUUGCCACGCUUGCUAAGAGCGAGAACCAGGUCGACCAGGACAGAGUUGAUGAGGUGUUUGCCGAAGCUGUUAAUCGUGGCAUUAUAUUUGGGUCCCACCUCGAUUCUGUGUGGGAAGUGGACCUAUCUGGUCUGUCCUUGCCAGUAGCUCGUGCCGCUUGUAGGUUUGUUGUGAACCGAACAAGACAAAAAGUAGAGGACGAAGGAGAAGACGUAAAGGAUUUGCACUUCAUAACUGGCGUUGGGGCAGCCUUUGGACAAGGACAAGGAAGAAAAGGGCACGCUUCCACGACAGCGGACAAAAGCAGCAAGUCUCAGUCCUUGCGCGAUUAUGUGCAGAAGGAGGUGCUGUUAGGCGACUUGAACAUAAAGUCCACAAUCCCAAAACUUGCCCAGGGCACUGUCACCAUUGAAAGGGAAGUGCUGGCAAAGUGGAUAGAACGAAGACAAUAAUAGCCAUCUACAGUAGCCGUUUGCCCAACGGCCGCACCAUGCUCGUACACAACACAAUUACGCCAUCUAUGCAUUAUUGGAAUC